AUGGUCUUGACACGCGUCGGUCAAAGUUCUAUAAUGGAGUCGUUAAAGCGACCCAAUGAUCUAAAGAUUACACAGUCCCCGCCUUCAGCCAGUGUAGGAGCCAAGCUGGGAGGACUUCCUGUUGCCCGGGAGUUUGAAUACGCGAAGGCCGAUGGAAUGGCUUCAAUCCAUGUCAACUUCCCCACCAGGUUCGAUGCAGAGGUUGCGUCUUACAUUGUCCACGGCACCAUUUCUCCUUACCUGGACGGAACUUUCUAUCGUGUCAUUUGCGACUCAACCUAUGCUAACCGUAACGGAAAAGAUAUAUGGAUCAAUGGCGAUGGUGCUAUUGACGCCUGGAGGAUUUCCAACGGCGUUUGCGACUUCAAACAGAAGUUCGUGCGUACGCCGAGAUUUGUUCUUGAGCGUGCAACCAGGAAGCCUCUGUUCGGCACUUACAGAAAUCUAUUCGCUGGCGACGAGAGGGUUUCCGAAAUGGUUCAAUCUACUGGGAACACACACAUCCACUUUUGGCAAGGAAUUCUUCUUGACUAA
Messenger RNA from Clonostachys rhizophaga, 534 nucleotides. The record is from the annotation of a GenBank genome assembly. NCBI's taxonomy places the organism in Eukaryota, Fungi, Ascomycota, Sordariomycetes, Hypocreales, Bionectriaceae.